AGUGACCUACACCACUGACUGCCAGAAUACAAAGCAAAACCUGCAAUACAGCGAUCGGAACGAGGGAAUUGGAGGGCUCCCCACCAUUAUCGACCUGUCCAGCGAUCAACACUCCCAAUCUAUACCCACCGCUACGCCUUGAUCCAGUUAUCUGGUAUUUCAAACGGCCUCCACAUUCCCGGCCAUUGACCUUCAUGACAUGGCGGACCAAUCGUUUUUAGAGGCAUUGAACCGAGAUGCGAGUUUGAAAGAGUCCAUAAACCUGUAUAUCGCCCAACAUCCGGACUCGAGCGACCUUUUCUCGCGUAUCGUAUCAUUCUUCGCCUCUUCGUCUGCAUCAGAAGAUCCAGCGUCGAAAAAGCGAAAGCUGGAGGACACAGGAUCGGUGCAAUCGACCACCCCUUCAUCUGAUCCCCUGCUCUACAUCCCAGCCAUCUCGGUCUCGUCUCCUCAGCGCAAGAAGCUCUCGCUGGCUUUUUUCCAAGACCGCUUCAUACUCGCUGCCUCGUCGCCAACCCCGGAUCUAUCUCCUUCUAAAAUCAUCUACUCGGCUGAUAUACCAGGCGGCAUCAGUAAUUUCUUCGUGUCCGAGACGCCUGGGCGGGCAACAAAGACAUACACCUACAUCAUCCUCCCUAGCUCAAAUCCAGAUGCACCCACCUCAUUUUCGGAAGCAGUCGUCUUCGUCACGCCCGAGACGGUCGCAGGCUUCCAAGGCAAAGCCGUACCUGCGAUUGCCGACACACCAGCGCACAUCUUCCUGAGCUCGUUCUUGGAGUCCAAGCUACACAUCUCACCUCUCGAUAAACGCAACGAGACAUUCUAUGUCGACGCGCACCGCGGCACGAAAGAUGGAUACCUGUUUUUCACACCGUCCGGUAUACUCUUUGGCUUCAAAAAACCAGUGUGGUUCGUCCCUAUCGACCUCAUCGACUCGGUCUCGUACUCAUCCAUCACACGCGUCACCUUCAACCUCACCAUCGCCGUCGCGUCAUCGGACGACCCCUCCGCCGGCGGCGUUUACGAAGAAGUCGAGUUCAGCAUGGUCGAUCAAGAGAACUACUCGCGCAUCGACGAGUACGUCCGGAACUGGCGGUUGAACGACCAGUCGAUGGCGGAGGAGAAGCGCGAAAAGAGAAUGCUAAAGUCGCAGAACGCCGACAGCGAGAACGGAUUUGAGUUGAUCAAGGCCGAACAAGAAUGGAAAGCAAUCACGGGCGAAGAGGGAGAUGAUGAACUAGAACAGGCGCCUGGGAUGUACGAUGACGAAGACGAUGAUGACGAAGAGGACGAGAAUUUUGAGGCGAACUCGGAUGACGACGAUGGCGGGUCGCCUAGCGCUAGUAGCGAUGAGGAGAGCGACAAUGAUAACAACUAGCUAGUAUUUAGACCUGCCCCUUCUCUCCUAAUGUACGAUACUUCCUACGCUCGUAAAUAUUCGUUAA
Myxozyma melibiosi is the source of this 1445-nucleotide messenger RNA. RefSeq lists its product as uncharacterized. The coding region runs from base 200 to 1378 and encodes 392 amino acids. NCBI's taxonomy places the organism in Eukaryota, Fungi, Ascomycota, Lipomycetes, Lipomycetales, Lipomycetaceae. The record is from RefSeq and is a predicted model, not a curated record. The transcript is spliced from 3 exons. Gene Ontology annotation, molecular function: nucleosome binding; histone binding.